CCGCGCUCCAGCAGAAAACACAACACGGACUCCUGGGUCAGGGCCAUCGCGGCCCCUGCGUGUUGCUCCGUUGACAUAAAAAGGCGCAGGCGAUCGCUUCGCGUUGCAAAGGCAUCAGAGAACAGAAUCCCUUCCCAUGCUGGAUGGAGCGAGAACAACUCUCAGAGCAGUGAGGCAGGCUGCCUGUGUGCUGUAAUGCCGCCCUCCUGCACAGAGGGGGUGUUGCCUCGUAGCAGCCGCACCGAGCAGAGUGUGAGGAGAGCAGCUCUGGAUGGAGGCUGAUUAUUAGUCCUGGACUCAGACGCUGGUGAUCAUGGCGGCCGAUGAGAAUGAAGAAAUGCGAAGCCUUGAGCUCAGUGGCCAAGUAGGGUUCACCAGCCUUCCCCAUCAAGUGGUCAGGAAGUUUGUGGAACGGGGAUUCUGCUUCAACAUCCUCUGUGUAGGCGAGACGGGUAUAGGCAAAUCCACCCUGAUCAACACGCUUUUCAACACGACGUUUGAAAACGAGGAAGCUGAUCACUAUGAGCAGGAGGUGAAGCUGCGCUCCCAGACCUACGAGCUGCAGGAGCACACCGUCAAACUGAAGCUGACCGUCGUCCACACCGUUGGGUUUGGAGACCAGAUCAACAAGGAAGAAAGCUGCAAACCCCUCGUCGACUACAUUGAAGCCCAGUUUGAGAAAUUCCUCGAAGAGGAGCAGAAAAUAAAGCGUUCCCUCUUCAACUAUGACGACACUAGAAUCCACGUCUGCCUGUAUUUCAUCGCUCCGACCGGCCACACCCUGAAGUCUCUGGAUCUCGUCACGAUGAAGAAGCUGGACAGCAAGGUGAACAUCAUUCCCAUCAUUGCAAAGGCAGACAUCAUGUCCAAGAGCGACCUGGCAAACUUAAAGAAGACGAUCAUGAACGAGCUGCAGAGCUACGGCGUGCAGCUUUAUCAGUUUCCGACGGAGGAUGAAGAAGUUGGAGAGAUAAACUCUUCCUUAAAUGCUCGCCUUCCCUUUGCUGUGGUUGGAAGCACGGAGGGUGUUAAAAUAGGGAACAGGAUGGUGAAAGCAAGGUCGUACCCCUGGGGAGCCGUACAGGUGGAAAACGAAGAGCACUGUGACUUUGUUCAUCUGAGGGAGAUGCUUCUGCGUGUUAACAUGGAUGACCUCCUGGAGCAAACACACUCUCGUCACUAUGAGCUCUAUCGUCGCUGCAAGCUAGAAGAGAUGGGCUUCAAGGACACUGACCCCGACAGCCAGUCGUUCAGCCUGCAGGAGAUGUACGAAGCCAAACGAAAGGAGUUCCUCAGGGAGCUGCAGCACAGGGAGGAAUCCAUGAGACAGAUGUUUGUCAACAAAGUAAAGGAGACGGAGGCAGAGCUGAAAGAAAAAGAAAAAGAGCUUCACGAGCGCUUCGAGCAGCUGAAGCGCAUGCACCAGGAGGAAAAGAGAAAUCUGGAGGAGAAACGACGGGAGCUGGAGGAAGAGAUGAAUGCCUUCAACAGGAGGAAGGUGGCGGCUGAAGCCCUGAUGGGACAGGCGCUGCAGCCGCUCAAGAAGGAGAAGGACAAAAAGAACUUCUUUAGCCUUCCGUCUGCGUGCUCCUUAACCUCAGGAAGGAACCUGAACUAGAAGCGCUUCCACAGCUUGGGAACAUCGGACUAACAAUCAAGUGUUUUUAUUUUUACAAUGUUGAAUAAAGAUUUUAUAGAAAUGUAACAUCCUUGAAGGUGAGUCCACCUGAUGUCUUCCACGUCAACUAGACCUUUAUCUGCACACUUUUAAGCAACGUGCUGUAGCAUAGUCUCCGCAUGGCUCCUAAACUUCACUCCUGCAAAUACUUGCAGGAGUGAAGUUUUUAUACUACACUGUUGUUGUUUAUUUCCCCUUCUACCGUGUCUUGCAAACGUGUUCAUACCUCCUGAAAUUUUCCAAAACGUUUUCAUGUUACAGCCACACAUGUAUGUCUUAUUUCUGAUUUUAUGUGACAGACCAACACAAGGUAGCUCAUAUUUAUGCAGCGUAAGGAACAUUUUACACAGUUUUCAUAUUUUAUUUCUUUUACAUGUUUUUAUUUACACGCCUUUAGUCAAUACUUUGUAGCAACACUUUGUCACGCGUCUAGAAAUUAUCUAGAAAUGUAACAUUUUGACCUCUUCUUUUUUGCAAACUAGCUCAAGCUCUGUCAGAUUGGACGUAGAGCAUCGGGGAACAUUAAUUGUUAUUUAUUAACCAGAUUAUUAAUGGGUUUCAAAUUAAUUUACAUUGCUCUAAAUUACAUGUGUCAAACUCAAGGCCCGCGGGCUGAAUUCGGACCUGUCAAGGCAAUUUAUCUGGCCCUCAAGGGCCAAAACAGGUAUAUCAUGUCAUAAAGUAGAGUAUAUCCUUUUAAAUUGUAUAAAGUGGCUAAAACUGUGCCUCCUGUAGCGAAUAUUUUUUUUAACUGUGCAGUAAAAGCAUCCAGCCGCUAGAUGCCACUUUUCCCACGACACACUAAAACAAGCCAGAAAUGUCCAAAAAGUAUGCAGAAUGAUGAGAGUUUAAAGUGUAACUCCCCCAUUAUCAACUUUCUUUGCGCAUAAACUGUAUAAACUGGGCCUGAGGGUGCUACUUUUAUGUUACUGUGCCUUUUUUUUAAUAACAUAACCCGGCUUUAAUCCUUGCCACUACUUCAUCUCUGACCUGUCUGCUGUGUUCCUUGGUCUAUAUGAUGCUCUUUGUUUACUAAUGUUCUCUAAAGAUCAUUUGAGGCCUUCACAGAACCGCACUAUUUACAGUCAGAUGUUACACGUGGGUGCAUUUACUAAUCAGAUGAUUUCUGUGGGCAAUUGAUGCACUUAAUUUUACAUAGGAUUUCAACAGUUAAGGAGCUUUGAGUAGAAAUACCACAAU
Fundulus heteroclitus (mummichog) is the source of this 2878-nucleotide messenger RNA. RefSeq names its product septin-8-A. Gene Ontology annotation, cellular component: cell division site; microtubule cytoskeleton; septin complex. Gene Ontology annotation, biological process: cytoskeleton-dependent cytokinesis. The record is from RefSeq and is a predicted model, not a curated record. The transcript has 11 exons. Gene Ontology annotation, molecular function: GTP binding; GTPase activity; molecular adaptor activity. Lineage: Eukaryota; Metazoa; Chordata; Actinopteri; Cyprinodontiformes; Fundulidae. Bases 314 to 1618 code for a protein of 434 amino acids.